AUGCUGCUUGUUGAUGAAUUUACUGCUCUUCUUAUUCUUCUUGCCCGCCUUUUUUUUUCCGUUUACCUUCCACUACUCUUGGCCCUACUUUGUAAUUUAUGCAGGGGGGAAUUGGGAAGGAAUUGUGGUGUAAGGAUGGGCAAGAAGGAAAAGAUUCCGCCACCCGGGACUAGCAAGGAUCUGACGACAAAUUUCUACACCAGAAGGAAGUGGCGGGCGCUGCUUCUCCAGGCCAGUCUAGAGUUGCAGGGGAAGAGCAUCGUCCCCCGCGGCGUCUUGAUCAUUGGCACAGCCCUCAUGAAGAACAGACACAUUGUGCACCUAGAUCUCUCGCACAACAAUAUUGGCGAUGAAGGGGCCGUGACGAUGGCGGAGGUUCUUCGGAAGAAUGAAACCAUUCAGUACUUGAAUCUGGCGCAGAACGGUAUCACGGACGUGGGCGGGAUAGCGCUGGCUAGUGCCUUCGUUCCCAAUGUAACUCCCAGCGGGCAGCCUGGCCAGUGGAACCGCACCUUGUUCAGUAUUGUGCUGAUGGGGAACGACAUGGGCGAUGACACGCUGUUGGCCAUGAGCAAAGCAGCGGCGUGCCACCGUGACCUCGUUUCUGUCGAUCUCAGUUGGAACAACGUGGGCCCGCUGGGGACAAAGUGUCUGCUGCGGUCUAUGCAACGCAACCCGCUAUGCGUGUACCACCUCAUGGCGAACAAGAUUGGUGACAUCGGCACCGCGUAUCUUUGCGAGGCCAUGCAGCGCUUUGCUGGGAAGGGCAUUGCGUCACUUAACCUCUUCCGCAAUGAUGUUCGCCACAAGGGGUGUGAGGCGGUGGGGCAGCUGCUGGAAAACAAUGAGUUCCUCCUCGACGUUAGUCUGCACAGCAACAUGCUUGGGCUGAAGGGGAUGCAGGUGCUUCGCCAGCAUUUUACCGCUGCACCUAAUUGUGUGCGUUCCCUCAACCUGGCGAACUGCAUGCUGGGCGAUGACGGCGCAUCCGAGGUUGCAGCACUCAUUGCAGCAAACCCACCGUCGCUGGAACGCCUCAACAUAGCGAACAACGGCCUCUCUGACGAAGGUGGGGUGAUAAUCGUCAGGGCGCUGUUAAGGAACACGUUCCUCAUUAUGGUGAGUUGCGCAGAUAACACGUUUGACACAAAAACGGUGGAUGCAACGGGAGAACUCAUUAACACCACAAAGACACUGAAACUGCUGGACUUCACCAAGUCAAUCGACUCGGUCGAGAUGCGGCGAACCCUCGCCUUUGCUGCCAGUGACGCCGAAAGCAUUCGUAUUGAGGUGGGAGAGGUUCAGGAGGAGUCCCUCGAGGACAUGCUGCAGCACAUCGCGGAGCAUAUGCAGAUGAUCCUGGACGCCGAGGCGGAAAAGGCCAAUAGCAAAAAGACCAAAAGGAAGUCAAAGAAGGAGUGA
Trypanosoma rangeli is the source of this 1422-nucleotide messenger RNA. RefSeq lists its product as uncharacterized. Bases 1 to 1422 code for a protein of 473 amino acids. Gene Ontology annotation, cellular component: cytosol; nucleus; perinuclear region of cytoplasm. Gene Ontology annotation, molecular function: small GTPase binding; GTPase activator activity. The transcript has a single exon. Gene Ontology annotation, biological process: activation of GTPase activity; nucleocytoplasmic transport. The record is from RefSeq and is a predicted model, not a curated record. NCBI's taxonomy places the organism in Eukaryota, Euglenozoa, Kinetoplastea, Trypanosomatida, Trypanosomatidae.